This is a messenger RNA of Drosophila miranda, 2636 nucleotides long. RefSeq names its product cyclin-dependent kinase inhibitor 1. Gene Ontology annotation, cellular component: nucleus. Gene Ontology annotation, biological process: regulation of cell cycle. The record is from RefSeq and is a predicted model, not a curated record. NCBI's taxonomy places the organism in Eukaryota, Metazoa, Arthropoda, Insecta, Diptera, Drosophilidae. The coding region runs from base 704 to 1438 and encodes 244 amino acids. The transcript is spliced from 3 exons. Gene Ontology annotation, molecular function: cyclin-dependent protein serine/threonine kinase inhibitor activity.
GUUUUUAUUCUGUUGAGUGAGUUCGUCGAGAGAGGUACAGAAGAAGUGCAAGCAAGUCGGUGGCGCAUAUUCCCAUGCGCAGUGUGCUAGAAAUUACACAUAACUUUAAUAAAAUGUCAACGGAGCUGUAGUAUUACAACAUCUCAUAGUUGUAUAAACAAAUAUUUAACAAAAAUUGUGCUGCGAACAUAUCGAACCAGAAAGCAACUGUACACAUCGUGCUCUCUUACUUUUGGAGACAACAACGCAACUCGCUGGCAACAACAGUUCGUGCGUUGAGUGGAAUAUUGUCUCAGUGCAGGCGAAGGUGAUUAUAUUGUUUAUAAUUAACUUAUAAACAAAUUGCCAGGCAACAAUUUUUUUGAGUAAAAAAAGUGAAAAAGACAACGCAAAAAAGACCUUGCAAUAGCGCUACACAUACAGAAACGUUUUACUCGCUCUCGCUCCGACAGACCUUGUGGAGACCAGUGCUCUCCCCAGUUAACGUGUGCGUUUGUGUGUGUGCGUGAACGUGGAGACUGCCCCUCCGAAAACAAAAGUUUUGGCGCCAAAACUUUGACAGUUCGCCUUGUCGUGCAAUUCGCAAACAAGUGGCCCAAAGCAGAAACGACAAAACUGCGUCGCACAGUCAAAACAGCCAAAGCAGCCAAAACAGAGCUGCCCCCAGUGCCACAUCCAGACACCAGAUAUACCCACAAACAACAUGGUCAGUGCACGCGUGCUAAAUCCCGUCAUGCUCAGUGAGUUCUGCAAGAUAAGUGCCAGUCCGUCGAUCAGUCGCAAUUUGCCCUGCGGCCGUCAGGUGAAUCGCAUCAAGCGCAAUCUCUUCGGCAGUCCCAGUACCACGGAGGCCAGCACCAACAAAGCGCCCUUCAAUGCCGAGCUGGAGAGACACCAGGAAAUGGCCACACAGAAGUGGGGAUUCAACUUCCGCGCUGGCAAGCCUUUGGCGGAUAGCUCCUCGUUCAUCUGGGAGCUUGUCAGCUUUCAGGAGUCCAGCUUUGCCCCCGAAAUGUACACCCUGACUCGUGCGGCCCACGUACGACCCAGCGAGGAGUCCGGUGCCAGCGAGGUGGAUGCGCUGAUCAAUGAGCGUGCUGAGCGCGAGAACUUUACAGUGAAUGUGGUGAACUCGUCGCUGGAGUCCAACACAGACAACGAAUCUUGCUACGACUCCCAGGAUGAGUCGCUUACCGUGCGAUUCACGCCGUCCAGCCUGAGUCAAAGCCUGAGCAGCACAACAUCCGCUCAGGCGCUGCGCAAGCGACAGCCAAAAAUCACAGAGUUCAUGAAGGAGCGAAAGCGACUGGCCCAGGCUCCCAAGAAACUGUCGCCCGCGAAACGCCUGCGUUCCACCUCACCAUCAUCCUCUUCCUCCGGCGGAUUCGGACUGGGAGCGCACUUUGGGGCAAUGCUGAAGCGGCCGCGUCACAAUUAGGGCGCCCGGGUCCCACCACUGCCCCACCGAAUCGAGACUUGCAAUCUGCAAUUGUAUAAUUUUAUUUGAUUUUUUACAAGCCACUGCAAUUUGUAGUAUUCUUCUUAUUUUUUACAAAAUUUUUAUGCAGUGCAAGGGCGACAGUUGCGAAUAUUAAUUGAUAGUCUUCAACUACUCCUUACCCGUAACCAGUAACUAGUUGUAAGCCAAUAAGUUCGAGCUAAAUGAAACUUUGUAGAUUUCCCUAGUGGGAAAUGCCAUAAACUAAGUGAUUAGUUCUUAACAACCAACAAAACUAAACAAACUAUUGAACCAACAAGAAGAUAAGAGGAAGAUCAAGAGACCGCUAGCUAUAUGGAAUUAUCAUUAACUUUAUUGAAACGAACCGAAAUUUAACCUUUCUAUCGAUGAAAUUCUAACUUUUAAUAAACUGAAAAUCCUGAAAUUCGUUUAAAUUUCGUUAGCAACAUGUGCUUUCGAAAUUUCCUUAGAUACAAAACUCAUUUUUGCUCGGAUCCGGCAAUUUAUUGAAACUAAACCCCGGACCAGAGCUAAAAUGACUUUUGACUAACUUUAAAAGCCACUAAAACGGGGCCACAUUGAGCAGGGGUCUUCGGACUUGGCUCAAUGCUGUCUCGCUUUUGUUCGACCAACUAACAUUGUCCUUAAUUCGACCAGUGGAAAAGCCAACAAACUUUGAUUAAGUGCGUAAAUUUCUGGGCUUUUGGCCGUCCUUCAUUUUGAUAGCGGCCGAAUUCCCACAAAUUUUCAAAGCUGUCAUUUCUUAACCAAUGGUAAAAUGUCUUUAUGAUUUGCCAUGAUCUCUGGGGCAAAUUAUGAAAACAGUUUUGCCUACAACUAUUAUGUACAAAAAUUAGAUACUAUAUAGAACCUAUUAUACACAUAGGCAGAGCCUAUUCUUCAUAACAUUUAUUCAUAACCACCUACUUCUAAGGCCUAACUAAGAACAAAAUCCAAAGUAUUCUCCUAAUAUUUAUAUGUAUAGCUGUAUAAUUACCAUAUACACAACUCAUACUUCAAUAAAAACAGAAAGCAGAAAACAAAAUCAAAAAACGAAAAACACGAAAACAAUCACGGAACAAGAAUAUAAAAUACAGAAAAUGUUCUUUUUGCAGAAAGUGACAAAUCCGACAGUCCGCAAAUCCACAAAAUCAUUUACAUGUUGUUGCUUUGUUAU